AUGCAUGUCACCGCACAGGAAAUCGAAGACAGAAUUCGUAACGCGAUCCCUGUAUCCCAUCUCGAAAUUGAAGAUCAUUCUAGCGGUUGUGGUGAAAACUAUUCCAUAGUGCUCGUCAGCGAAGCUUUCGACGGUAAAAACACGUUAGCCAGACAUAGAUUUGUGAACGAGCUAUUGAAGGACGAAUUAGCACGAAUACAUGCAUUUUCACAAAAAACGUAUACGCCGAAGCAGUGGGAAGCUCUAUUGGCAAAGGUGUCCUAG
Messenger RNA from Marasmius oreades (fairy-ring Marasmius), 264 nucleotides. RefSeq lists its product as uncharacterized. Gene Ontology annotation, cellular component: nucleus; cytosol. The transcript is spliced from 3 exons. Gene Ontology annotation, molecular function: 2 iron, 2 sulfur cluster binding. Lineage: Eukaryota; Fungi; Basidiomycota; Agaricomycetes; Agaricales; Marasmiaceae. The coding region runs from base 1 to 264 and encodes 87 amino acids. The record is from RefSeq and is a predicted model, not a curated record. Gene Ontology annotation, biological process: intracellular iron ion homeostasis.